AUGUUAACAGAAUUAAUCCGAGACGAAGGCAUCCAAGUCCAGACGAUUACUUCAUUAAUUGCCAACCAUCCUCAAGAGAUCAAUGAAAAAGACGAAUAUGGCCGUACUGCUUUACAUAUUGCAGUUAGCCGUGGUCGCCUCGAUCUAAUCCAAUGUUUAUUGGAGAAUGGCGCAGACCCCAUGGCUUUAGAUCACCAAGGUAACUCUCCACUCUUUUUCUCCCUCAAGCUACAAAGUGCACAAUUUUUAAGCAGUCAUGGUGCUGAUAUUCAACAUCGCAAUCUUCGUGGUGAUCGAGCUGUGGAUUAUGUACGCCGUCUUGGUGGCCGAUCGGAGCUCAUCGACUUCUUGUCUGGAUAUCAAAACGAACAAAUCGCUACUGCAUUACAAGGUCAAUCAUGGAUUAAAUUACGUAAUAGGACAAACCAACCUCGAGUUAGCGUGUUAACUUCAAUCUCUACAACCAUUAAAUCGGUUUAUCAUCAUUUUGGCUUAGCAAAGUUAAUAGCAAUAUUCCUCUUUCUUGUUGUUCUCUCUUUAUAUCUAGCUUAUUAUAUUACUGGUAUUUGGCCAAGGUCUUGUAUCGCUGAUAUUUGGCUUAGUAAGCAUGAUCUAACUUUUCAGACUCGUAAUAGUAGAUUAUUCUACUAUGAUCAAGGAUAUUUUCAACUACAUCAGUUAUCACCCUUAGUUUUAGUUCUUCGAGAUAUAAUAGAAUGCAAUCAAGAUGUUACUGUGGCUUCAUUAAUAUGCAACGAAUGA
Messenger RNA from Trichoplax adhaerens, 762 nucleotides. RefSeq lists its product as uncharacterized. The record is from RefSeq and is a predicted model, not a curated record. Bases 1 to 762 code for a protein of 253 amino acids. The transcript is spliced from 4 exons. Gene Ontology annotation, molecular function: protein binding. Lineage: Eukaryota; Metazoa; Placozoa; Uniplacotomia; Trichoplacea; Trichoplacidae.